UAUAAUGAUUGACUUUUCAGUUUUGAAAAUAUUUUGGCCAUGGUUUUCGCUGAAGUACCGGAAAAGGAAUCGGCUACAGAUCCUCUCUAUAUAGCGCUCGAGGAUACGGUCGGUCGGCUCGGUCUGGUGAAUAACGAGUUUCAGAUUCGAAAAUGCAUGGAGCUCUAUGAACAGUUACAACAACGAAUGGGUGUAGCGAUUGUGGGUCCUCCAGGAUCCGGUAAAAGCACUAUUCGGCAAAUAUUAAAAAGUGCGCUGACGCAGCAAGGUAAAAACAUAGUGGAAUACGUAAUAUGCCCAAAAGCGAUGUCCCGCAGCUGGCUGCUCGGACACAUCGAGCUCGACACGCGCCAGUGGACCGACGGCGUCAUUUCAACCGUCGCGCUCGAAGUGGCCAACCAACCGGAAGACGUAUGGUCGUGGGUCGUGUGUGACGGCGACAUAGAUCCGGAAUGGAUUGAAGCUCUCAACUCCGUACUCGACGACAACCGCCUCCUAACACUGCCGUCGGGCUGGCGAGUUCAGUUUGGACAAAACGUUAACUUCAUCUUCGAGACGCACAGCUUGGAAUACGCUUCGCCUGCGACAAUUUCGAGAAUGGGAAUAAUAUUGUUUAGUAACGAAAACCAUUGCUCGCAAGAAAUUUUAGAUAGAUGGGUACAAAGCAAGGAAUUUGAUAAUGAUACUGCAAAAUCAGCUAUUCCAUUUUUGAAUCUAACCUUAAACAAGUGUCUAAAGUGGCUGACUGUACAUCAAGCUGACGUCACAACGAAAGAUUGUCACAUGUCUUUGGUGAGACAAAUAUUAUCGAACUUCGAAUAUAUAGCACAAGAAAUUACGUUCAAAAAUAAUCCGCAAAGUGCAGAGGAUAUGGUUUGGUCAGCAGUACAACUCAGUACUAUGGGAAUCAUAAAACAAAGCGCAAUCGACAGUUUCUAUGAGGAGCUGGAGAUGCCGCUCGCGGCAGGCGGCGCGGCGGGUGGCGUGGCAGGCGGCGCGGGGGUAGGCGCGGAGUGGGCGGAGGGCGUGCUGCGCAGCGCGCGCGUGCGGGCGUGCGAGCCCGCCCUGCGCGCCGCCGCGCACGCCGCUGCGCACGUCGUCAUCAUCGGACCGGAGGCGAGCGCCAAGACUCUUUUAGCCGAAUAUGUUUUAAGGGAAUCCAACUCUACUAUAAUAACAAUCAACUGCACUCCAAACCUAGAACCGACGGACAUCAUUGCAGAGCUAAAGCGGAAGAAUGCCGUUGGCGGCGCGGGGCGGGGGGCGGGGCGGGGCGCGGGGCCCGUGCUGCUGGUGCGGGCGCUGCACCGCGCGCGCUGCGACGCCUGGGGUUCCUCGCCGGUGCACUCCUUCCUGCUGCAGGUGAUACAGCAGCACGGGUUCUGGUGGCGCGAGGAGGGCGCGCCGCAGUGGCAGCCGACGGGGCGCGUGCGCGUGCUGUGCACGGCCGAGCAGCCGCCGCGCGCGCGUCUCGCCGCCGCGCUCGCGCACGUGCACCUGCCUGAGGCUGACGAUGAUGAGUUACUCGAACUAUCGAGAAGCUAUUUGUCAGAGAGUGUCCCCAAAAACAUAACGGAAAACGAUAUUUUUAAUUUAUCUCGUAAUAUGAUAUCAUUGUACAAAGAGGUAACAAAAACUUUCCACUCGAAACCUCAUUACAAAUGGAACCCGUCUCACCUCAAACAAUGGUGUGAAAACAUAAAAUGGUUUUCUCCUAACGAUUUACAGCAAGUUGUCACGGCCUUGAAUGCAAUGGCGAAUAUUAUAUUCAAAAAUAGAUUGGUCACGGAUGAAGAAAAAUCUGAAUAUAUCACAAUAGCUCAAAAUUAUUUUAAAACUGACAAUAAUAUAUAUUUCAUACCCAAACUCCGCAAUGAUGGUGUUUAUUUGGUAGCCGUGGAUUACAAGGAUUGGUACGAAAACACUCAGAAAUUAAUCAACCAGUGUUUGACCGAUGACGAAAACUGCUUCGGUGAAUCUGGUAUAGAAGUCUGCGCUGAAUUGUCGGUUUUGAUUCCGGUCAUCGCACUCGCACUGAACGGCGGCGGCGCGAGCUGCGCGGGCGGCGCGGGCGCGGGGCGGCGCGCGGCGGCGCGGCUGCUCGGCGCCGUCGCGGGCGCGCGCGUGGCGCUGCUCGACCGCGGCGCGCUCUUCCACGUCGGCUUCAAAAACGUUCGCCUCUCUCGAUACUUACGCACACUCUCGGUGGCCUUGACUCUCCACGAAAUAUUAUUAUUUCAAAGCUCGCUCUUGCCGCAGAAGUGUCUCACCGCGUUGACGUCGGCAAGUGAAGGUACCCGUACGUUAAUAGUGUUGUGCGAGCCGGUAGUUACGGACGACUUACUGGCGUGUGUCGAGGCCUUCUUGAGCGCCACCUCCAUACAUGCAUUACCUAUGAGCAUCAUUCCAUCCUCCGGACCAGCGCAGCAGACAGAACAAACGUUUAUAAACAUGAAAAAUAACUUAGGUAUAAUGAUUUGCUUGGACAAAGACCAGGAUAACUUGACCGGAUUGCUAGAUUCCUAUCCGCUGCUAUACAACAAUAACUUUUUAUGCUGGCUCUCACAUUGGUCAGACGAAACCUUGAAAGACAUGCCGGCACUUCUGAUACAGAGGUACAUUCCGUUGUUGCACACUGUGUGA
Messenger RNA from Vanessa atalanta (red admiral), 2643 nucleotides. RefSeq names its product cytoplasmic dynein 2 heavy chain 1-like. Gene Ontology annotation, cellular component: dynein complex. Gene Ontology annotation, molecular function: dynein intermediate chain binding; ATP hydrolysis activity; ATP binding. The transcript is spliced from 17 exons. Gene Ontology annotation, biological process: microtubule-based movement. Lineage: Eukaryota; Metazoa; Arthropoda; Insecta; Lepidoptera; Nymphalidae. The record is from RefSeq and is a predicted model, not a curated record. The coding region runs from base 40 to 2643 and encodes 867 amino acids.